AUGGGAUCACCGAGCUUGAUUGUGACUUCAUAUUUUCUCCAGGGAAGUUGGGAAAAUUUUCAGUCAAUCGUUAGAAGUGUUCCUAAACCGAUAACCCCCAAUGAUAAUCAAUGGGAACAACUCUGGAAAUAUGAAGAAACCUUUUCCCCCCGCACAACAGGGAAACAGAAUCUUCGAAUUGUUAAGGGAUUCCAAACACACGAGAAUACUGCAGCUAUGACAAGAGAUGAGGUCAAUGAUUUACCCGUCUUGAAGAUAGCCGAUGUGGGCGUUGCCCUUGGUAGUGGCUCCGAUAUUGCCAUCGAGGCAGCAGACACGAUACGUUUCGAUGCGUUUUCAGCAAUUGCUAAGCAUAUAAAUAUGGGCGGGUGGUCAUUUAUUGGUGAUGAAUGUGCAACUUGCUUUAUCAUGGAAUUCUGCUACAUGGGGGCACGUUAUGCAACACCUCUUGCCCCCUUGAACGGUUGUCCUUGA
Messenger RNA from Histoplasma capsulatum G186AR, 474 nucleotides. RefSeq lists its product as uncharacterized. NCBI's taxonomy places the organism in Eukaryota, Fungi, Ascomycota, Eurotiomycetes, Onygenales, Ajellomycetaceae. Gene Ontology annotation, molecular function: P-type sodium:potassium-exchanging transporter activity. Gene Ontology annotation, biological process: potassium ion import across plasma membrane; intracellular sodium ion homeostasis; intracellular potassium ion homeostasis. The transcript has 2 exons. The coding region runs from base 1 to 474 and encodes 157 amino acids. The record is from RefSeq and is a predicted model, not a curated record.